This is a messenger RNA of Nanorana parkeri, 2272 nucleotides long. RefSeq names its product zinc finger protein ZIC 4-like. Gene Ontology annotation, biological process: central nervous system development; regulation of transcription by RNA polymerase II. Gene Ontology annotation, molecular function: DNA-binding transcription factor activity, RNA polymerase II-specific; RNA polymerase II cis-regulatory region sequence-specific DNA binding. The coding region runs from base 527 to 2089 and encodes 520 amino acids. Lineage: Eukaryota; Metazoa; Chordata; Amphibia; Anura; Dicroglossidae. The transcript has 2 exons. Gene Ontology annotation, cellular component: nucleus. The record is from RefSeq and is a predicted model, not a curated record.
CAGGAAAAAAAAUAAGCAAAACAUAUUUUUAUUGUGUUUAGUAAAAAUAUUUCCCUUUACGUUUUUAUCUUUCAAAUUUUGGUCUGUUUGAAUAACAAAAAACAAAUAAAGGAAAAAAAAGAGUGUCCGAAAACACCAGGCAACAGUGUUGUUUGUGUGAGGGGGGAGUAAGGCAUGGUGCCCAGUUGUGCGCAGGCGCAGUGCUGUGCCUCCCCCCUCUCCCGACUAAUCCAUUCAGUCUCCAGCAGGACCUGUCAGCGAUGACGUCAAUCAUGUGGAGCUAGCCAAUGGUAGAGAGCGGUUAUUGUUGAGCUCUCUGGGCAGUAGCAGUGUCUGUGAAUCUCUAUUCAGUGCCUCAAUGCUUCCUGCUGCUGCUUCUCAAGCGUAGGGGAUUCCACUUAGACAUAAAAGAAAAAAAAACUUGAAAAAACUUUCGGGAAAAAAAGUUUUUAUUUUAUUCUUUUCCCACAGACAGGUGAUUGUAGAAUUAUCUGCAAUAAGUGUGGAGGCAUUGGGGAACACAGUGAUGGACCCUGCAUUCUCCAAACGGAACCCGGCGCUGAGAAUAGUAGACUUGGCAGGGGCUCAUCAUCAUCAUCAUCACCACCACCCCCCUCAGACUAUGACAGGCUUCCCGGGGUACGUGGGUCAUUCCCACUCAAUGGCUCAUGUGCACCCUGGGGAGUAUGCUGCUGAUUCUCGCCUAGGGCCAAGUCCUGCAUUCCGGCCAGAACACAUGGGGCAUCAUCCAGCGGCCCUCAAACUCAGCCCUGCCCAUAACCACCACCACCAUCACCACCAUCACCAGCACCACCAUCAUAUGGCAGGCCAGGCUGAGGCUGCCUCCAGUCCACCAGGAGCAUUUGUCCCGGCUCCCUCAGCAGCUGUCUCCUACUCCAGUAUCCCCCACACAGCUCAGUCUAUCCCUGCAGGUAGGGACUUUUUAAUAGGCAGGGAUCUGACAGUUCAAGUGAUGCCAGGGCUGAGUGAACAGCACUCUGCGGCAACAUCUCACCAUGGCAUGUUUGUCUCAACGACAGGUAGCUACCCCGGGCAGCAUGGCCACCACACGGAGCCUGGAAACCAUCCCUACUUCUCUGGACCUCAUCAUGAGCAGCAUUCCCAUGCAACCCCAGGUGGCCAGCCUCUAAACGGACAGAUAAGAUUGGGGCUACCUGGAGAUAUGUACAGCAGCAGGUCUGAUCAUUUCACUCAAUCAGUGUCUAGGACAGAUCCUUUCUCCUCUGCAUCUCUUCAAGGCUACACUGGCAUGAACUUGAAUAUGAACCUUGCUCCUCACCACGGACCGGGUGCCUUCUUCCGUUACAUGAGGCAGGCGAUCAAACAGGAGCUCAUCUGCAAGUGGAUAGAAGACGAGCAGCUUCCCAAAAAACUUUGCUCCAAAACUUUCACCACCAUGCACGAGCUGGUCACCCAUGUCACGGUGGAGCACGUUGGGGGACCCGAGCAAUCCAGUCACAUCUGCUUCUGGGAAGAAUGCGCCAGAGAAGGCAAGCCUUUCAAAGCCAAAUACAAACUUGUUAACCACAUCAGAGUCCACACGGGGGAAAAACCCUUCCCCUGCCCAUUCCCUGGCUGUGGGAAAGUCUUUGCCAGGUCAGAAAACCUGAAAAUCCACAAAAGAACUCACACAGGUGAGAAACCCUUUAAGUGCGAGUUUGAAGGCUGCGACAGACGCUUUGCCAACAGCAGCGACAGAAAGAAGCACUCCCAUGUUCACACCAGCGACAAGCCGUAUAACUGCAAAGUGAGAGGCUGCGACAAAUCGUACACCCACCCCAGCUCAUUGAGGAAACACAUGAAAGUGCAUUGCAAAUCUCCACCUCCCAGCUCAGGCUAUGAAUCGUCCAUCCCUUCCCUGGUGUCCCCUUCCUCUGAUUCAGGACAUGACCCUGCAGCCACCUCUUCUCACCCUGAGCGUUUGUCCUCCACCCAGGCCAACCUGAGUGAAUGGUAUGUGUGCCAAAGCUCAGGGGCAACUGGCAUCCCUACUCCCCCUAGCCACACGCCUUCACCCGAGCAUCGAAAGGCCUCCUACAACAACUGUGACUCUAGACCGAAUUACUAGGACUGAUCUCAGCCCAGUGCAACUUGCUUGAGGUUUACUAAAUGAGAAAUACUGUGUUUUAUAAUGACUGAAGUGAUCGCCCUUGUUUGUGCCUGUAAUGGAUUAGGGAGUGGGCUAAUGUGACUGGUGGCUAGCAUAAAUGCACAGUGGACGUGAGCACAAAAUCAAUGCUAUAUGUGUGUG